CAGGCUAACAGGAGGAAGAAGGUGGUGUUUCUCCUCUGAUCUGUCUCUGUCUCACACAGCAGCAGUGAACGUAUGCUGCUUUUUAUUUUCCCAAUGUUAACAGCAGUCUGAACACACCGGCUUUGGAAAUGACUUGCAGAUUAUCUUGUGCCAAAGUGUUGGAGUUCAUUCAGACUCUGACCCUUAAGAAGCCUCUGGAGCCAGAAGGAGAGGAGUCCAACUUCUGCCGAUGCCUGACCACUGUGGACCUGGUGGGUCUGGGUGUUGGCAGCACGCUGGGAGCUGGUGUUUACGUGCUGUCAGGAGAGGUGGCCAGGGAAGUGGCCGGCCCCAGCAUCAUCAUCUCCUUCCUGGUGGCGGCGGUGGCUUCGGUCUUCGCAGGGUUGUGCUACGCAGAGUUUGGAGCCCGUGUCCCCAAGACAGGCUCAGCUUACCUUUACAGCUACGUGACUGUGGGAGAAGUGUGGGCGUUUGUGACUGGUUGGAACCUGCUGCUGUCCUACGUUAUUGGAACAUCAAGUGUAGCCAAAGCCUGGACCGGGACCUUUGAUGACCUGAUAGACAACGUCAUUGCUAAAACUCUGGCAGAACAUACACCCAUGGACUCACUUGGCUUGGCUCUGUACCCAGACUUCUUUGCUGCUGGGAUCAUUAUGUUGCUCGCUGUGAUACUUGCGUAUGGUGUGAAGGAGUCUGCAGUGCUGAACUCUGUUUUUACUGCACUGAAUGUGGCCAUAUUGGUUUUUAUUAUCAUCGCCGGCUUCAUAAAAGGAGACAUCAACAACUGGCGCAUCAGUCAGGAGACUAUCCUGAAUGCAGUGCGACAAAUGGAGAACUUGACAUUGGCACAAAAUGAAACUGCUGACUUUGGUGUUGGCGGCUUCUUCCCCUUUGGCUUAGAUGGAACUUUGGCUGGAGCAGCAACAUGUUUCUACGCUUUUGUUGGGUUCGACUGCAUUGCCACAACAGGUGAGGAGGUGCAGAACCCCCAGAGAGCCAUACCUCUUGGGAUUGUAGUGUCCCUGCUAGUCUGCUUCCUGGCCUACUUUGGUGUGUCGGCUGCUCUAACACUUAUGAUGCCCUACUAUCUGCUGGACCCUCACAGUCCUCUACCUGUAGCAUUUGAAUAUGUUGGCUGGGAGCCUGCGAAGUACGCUGUGGCUGUGGGAUCUCUCUGUGCACUCUCAACAAGUCUCCUGGGAGUGAUGUUUCCAAUGCCACGCGUGCUGUUUGCUAUGGCGAGAGACGGCUUGCUCUUCAAGCCUCUUCGCUACAUGAGCUCCAGACAGAGUCCUGUCUUAGCCACGCUGUCGUCAGGUGCUGUGGCCGCUUUCAUGGUCCUGUUAUUUGACCUUAAAGCACUGGUUGACAUAAGCUCAAUUGGGACCAUCUUCGCCUACAGUCUUGUUGCAGUGUGUAUUCUCAUAUUACGGUACAAAGAAGACACCAGUUUUGUCCAUAGAUCAGAACCGUUUACAGUGAUGGGGCUGUUCAGGCCUCCGUCUCGGCCCACUCACCGCACGUCUAAGAAUGUCAACAUUCUCACCAUCGUUAUUUUGUUCCUGGUGAUCGUUUUAAGCGUGCUGUUCUCCGUGGCUGUGGAUUCCCUCCGCAGGCGUGAGUGGUGGAUCGAGCUGCUCGUCUCUGUCCUCACGCUGACGCUGGUCCUGGCUGUUGUUGUUAUCUGGAGGCAGCCACAGAGCACAUCUAAAGCUGCUUUCAUGGUUCCUGGUCUACCUGUAAUUCCAGUUUUAAGUGUCUUCAUCAACACCUACUUGAUGGUUCAGCUGGGAGGAGAAACCUGGAUCAGCUAUACUGUUUGGAUGGUAAUAGGCCUGAUCAUCUACUUUGGCUACGGCGUUCGUCACAGUGUCCAAAAACAAAGAUUCAUGGAGGCUCACGCUGUGCAAAGUAUCGCUGGUGUAAACAACAAUGUUGUGGACUCUGCUGCUUGAUGUUGUGUAUUGAAUAGUGCGAGGUGUUAAUCCACUUGUGUGGAUUAAGCUGAUCACAAAAUAUGUUCAAAGUUUUGAAAUCCUUUUAGGAUUUCAUUCAGGAUUCAUUCAGGGUUGGAUCGACCUGAAGCGUACGCGAGGCGUCUCUGGAUGUUUUUAUGCUAACAAAUGUUUUGCUAAAAGUAUGUGUUGUACCUGAAAAUACAUAUUAUAAUAUUAUAUAAGUGCUGUUAUGCUACACUGUAACUUAUAAAAUAUCUUGUCUGUCAUUUUAUCCAUUUUGGCUUGAUUAGUCAUUCAAGACUAUACGGAUAUUGUUGUUUGUCAGUUAUAGACAACAACAGAAAUUUUAAUAUUGAUCUGUCCUGUUAAUUGAAAUG
Toxotes jaculatrix (banded archerfish) is the source of this 2335-nucleotide messenger RNA. Its product is annotated as cationic amino acid transporter 2-like. The transcript has 12 exons. Bases 129 to 1955 code for a protein of 608 amino acids. The record is from RefSeq and is a predicted model, not a curated record. Gene Ontology annotation, molecular function: amino acid transmembrane transporter activity. Gene Ontology annotation, biological process: amino acid transport; transmembrane transport. Gene Ontology annotation, cellular component: plasma membrane. NCBI's taxonomy places the organism in Eukaryota, Metazoa, Chordata, Actinopteri, Toxotidae.